This is a messenger RNA of Anguilla anguilla (European eel), 1303 nucleotides long. Its product is annotated as tripartite motif-containing protein 35-like. The record is from RefSeq and is a predicted model, not a curated record. Bases 400 to 1167 code for a protein of 255 amino acids. Lineage: Eukaryota; Metazoa; Chordata; Actinopteri; Anguilliformes; Anguillidae. Gene Ontology annotation, molecular function: zinc ion binding. The transcript has 5 exons.
ACUGACAGAACCUGAAGAACAGGGCUGGUGUAGAACUGCUGGCAGAUCAGCCAAUCAAACCUCAGUGGAAUAAUGCUGCCCCCUGCAAGAAGUGCUGUUUGAUUAUCAGGUGUGUCUAACAGGAAGAGCGAAGUAAAGCUCCUCACAGGUAAAGCUUUAGUUACAUCGUGGACCUUUUAAAAAGAUUCUAAUGUAUGUUUUCCAGAAAUUAAUGAAUUUCAGAAAAAAAUGUAUUGGAGGGAAUAACAAUGCAAGACUGAGAAGAAGAACAGAGAUUUGAGAGGAGGUUUAAAGAGGCUUUUUCACCUACCGUUUGAGUAACAGCAGUAAGGGAAACUGAAACUUAAGCUACUGGAUUUAGCAGAAAUCAUUCCUGAGUUCAGAACAGACUGAGACAGAAUGGCGUCUGGAUCUUCUUCUCGCAGGAAACGAUUUAAGCAAGAACCUCCUCGUAACCUGUCCCUGGGGAAAGCAGCAUCUGAAGUGCUCUGCAGUCAGCACAGUGAGAAACUCAAACUCUUCUGUUUGGAUGAUCAAAUACCCAUCUGCCUUGUCUGCCAAACUUCAAAAAAACAUGAAAACCACAAAAUGCGACCAGUUCAGGAGGCUGUGGAAGAGUAUAAGGAGAAACUCAGGACUGCACUGGUUCCACUGCAGGAGAAGCUUAAAGCCUUUCAUGAAGUGAAACUAAUCUGUGAUCAAACAGCAGAGCACAUCAAGAGCCAGGCCCAGCACACAGAGAGGCAGAUAAAGAUGGAGUUUGAGAAACUUCAGCAGUUCCUAAAAGAUGAAGAGGCAGAUAGGAUCACUGCACUGAGGGAGGAAGAGGAGCAGAAAAGUCAGAUGAUGAAGGAAAAGAUUGAGAAGAUGACAGAAGAGAUAUCAUCCCUUUCAGAACAAAUCAGAGCCAUAGAACAGGAGCUGGGGGCUGAAGACGUCUCAUUUCUGCAGAGCUACAAAGAUGUGGAGAAACGAGCCCAGUGCACACUGGCGGAUCCAGAGAAGGUCUCUGGAGCGCUGAUUGAUGUGGCCAAACACCUGGGCAAUCUGAAGUACAGAGUGUGGGAGAAGAUGCUGGGGACUGUUCAAUACAGUGAGUACUGGGGGCAGGGAGCUCCACAUUGUCACUGUACAGGGGGAAUCUUCAGCAUCCUUUCCACAAGCUGAUAAAGCCAGUCAGAGUCAUAUUGGUCCUGUCUGUAUAAGAGCCCUGUGUAAGCAGUAAUUCUGAAAGAAAUAUGUCAAAGAAGGAGUUUGGCUUAGUUGUGCAGAGCCAAAUAAGAAUGUUGUGGCAAGGUUAUUC